Talaromyces stipitatus ATCC 10500 is the source of this 405-nucleotide messenger RNA. Its product is annotated as glycine-rich RNA-binding protein, putative. Lineage: Eukaryota; Fungi; Ascomycota; Eurotiomycetes; Eurotiales; Trichocomaceae. The record is from RefSeq and is a predicted model, not a curated record. The transcript has 6 exons. Gene Ontology annotation, molecular function: RNA binding. Bases 1 to 405 code for a protein of 134 amino acids.
AUGUCCAAACUCUUCAUCGGUGGCCUGGCAUGGCAUACCACAGACGACACCCUGCGUCAAGGGUUCGAGAAGUUCGGCACAAUCGAAGAAGCCAUCGUCAUCAAGGAUCGAGAUACCAACCGUAGUCGUGGAUUUGGUUUUGUGCGAUUCGCAACUGAUGCCGAAGCUGACGCUGCGAUUGAUGGCAUGAACAACCAGGAAUUCGAUGGACGUGUUAUUCGAGUCGACCGAGCAUCAAACAAUGCCAGCUCGCGAAACGAAGGCGGUGGUUUUCACGGCCGUGGAGGAUAUAACCGUUUCGAAGGUGGUAACAACCGUGGAGGUUACAGCGGUGGUGGAUACAGUGGUCACGGAGGUUGGGGUGGGAAUCAAUACCAAGGUCAAGGAGGACAAGGGUCUGCCUAA